Molecule: messenger RNA, 4184 nt
Organism: Alosa sapidissima (American shad)
Lineage: Eukaryota; Metazoa; Chordata; Actinopteri; Clupeiformes; Clupeidae
Gene: itga4
Product: integrin alpha 4
Exons: 28
Coding region: 196-3279 (1027 amino acids)
Biological process (GO): cell-matrix adhesion; cell-cell adhesion; cell adhesion mediated by integrin
Cellular component (GO): integrin complex; external side of plasma membrane
Molecular function (GO): integrin binding
Source: RefSeq, a predicted model, not a curated record
CACGAGCAGAUGUACUGAGCGCAACAGGCGGGACACAGCCAGGGGUUGACUCUCCGCCUGUGACUCCUCAAACUUGGAGAUGAGAAAAGCUCUUUUUCGUCUUUUCUGUGCUUAGCAUUUGUUUAGAUUGUGUUUUCAUUUUGUUCAGACAUACUUUGAAGUACUCAUCUGGAAUAAGUCAUUUAACAACAGAAAAUGGAGCGGACAACAUCUUUGAAACUUUGUUGGCGCUUUAACAAGUUGAUGUCAAUUCUCGCUUGCAUAUGGUGUCAGUUGAGCGUCAGCGCGGGAUACAACUUGGAUGUUUACCAUUCGCUUAAUUUCACUGGACCUAACGCAUCUCUUUUCGGAUAUUCUGUGUUGCUUCAUGAGUAUGAGAGCCAAACUUGGUUAGUGGUGGGUGCCCCAGUCGCUGAUUCAGCCUACAACAGGGUCAAAACACCUGGAGCAAUCUUUAAAUGCAGUGUCUCAAACAAGGGCAGCUGCCAGGAGAUGACUGUUGCCAGUGAUACAUACUGUGGAAAGACCUGUACUCCAGAGAUUGAGAACCAAUGGCUGGGAGUGAGUCUGGCAAGAGAGCCGGUCACCGGCACUGUGAUGGCUUGUGGGCAUCGUUGGAAAAAUGUAUAUUACGCCAAGAUAGAGAAUCAUAAGUUGCCACAUGGCAGAUGCUUCAAGAUUGAGGCCAAUCUCAAGAAUCCUGUUCCACUGACUCCAUGCUACAGAGAUCACCAGCGAAAAUUUGGUGAGGACUACGGGUCCUGUCAAGCAGGAAUGUCAAACUUUUUGACAGAGGACCUGGUUAUCAUGGGUGCCCCUGGAACAUCAUAUUGGACCGGGUCUGUUCUUGUCUAUAAUUCAUCAAGCAAUGUCCUGUCAGCAUAUCUGGAUGAAGACAGUAUGGUUCUCUAUGGCAGCUAUCUAGGUUACUCUGUGGGCGCAGGACACUUUCUGAGUGCCCACAGCACAGAGGUAGUGAGCGGAGCACCCCAGCAUGGGCAGACUGGUAGAGCGUACAUUUUACGGACUGAAGGGAACGUUCUGAAAAUAGUCGAAACGAAUCUGCAAGGCACCAAGCUGGGGUCCUACUACGGGGCAAGCGUAUGCGCCGUAGACCUGAACGCUGACGGCCUCUCGGACCUGCUGGUGGGGGCCCCCAUGUACAGCACCGUGCGGGAGGAGGGCCGCGUGCACGUCUACAUCAACCAAGGCGAGGCAAACAUGAAGGAGUUGGAAUUUACCUUAGAGGGGAGUGACGCAUAUGCUGCACGCUUUGGAGAGACCAUCACUAACCUUGGAGAUAUUGAUGAUGAUGGAUUCUCUGACGUGGCAGUAGGAGCGCCUCAUGAGGACGACCUGCGAGGCGCUAUAUAUAUCUACAAUGGGAGGAAGAAUGGCAUCAGGCAGAGCUUUUCUCAAAGAAUCACAGGGAAGACCUUGGGCAACGACCUCAAAAUGUUUGGUCAGUCCAUCUCCGGAGGCGUUGAUGUUGAUGGCAAUGGUUUCCCAGAUGUUGCUGUAGGUGCAUUCCUCUCUGAUGCAGCGGUGGUGCUUCGGACGCGCCCUGUGGUGAAGGUGGAGGCCUCCAUGGUGCUGCCCGCCAACGUGAACCGCUCCCUGCCGCUGUGUUCCGAGAACGGCCAGCGCGCCGUCUGCAUCUACGCUAGGAUGUGUUUCACUGUCACGGGCCGCCGCCUUGAUGGACGCAUCAAAAUGCUCUACAACAUUACUGCUGAUGUGAAUCACAAAGAAGGCUUCCCCUCACGCUUCCAUUUCCACGGCAACGGAACCUCCAACAUUACCAGAGGCCACAUCUGGGCCAAGGCUGGCGAGUCAGUUUGUCAGACCCACCAGGCCUUCAUGAGGAAGGACAUCCGUGACAUCUUCACUCCCAUCCAUUUCGAGGUGCGGUACGAACUUGGGGAGCACAGCACCUCUAGGGCAGGAUCCCGCGACUUCCCCCUGCUCAAGCCCAUGCUGCAGCAGACGGGUGACCACAACAACGUGGUGACAGAGAAGACUGAGUUCGCUCGAUACUGCGCCUGGGAAAACUGCUCAACCAACCUGCAGGUUUCAGCACACCUGGUCUUACCCCAGAGCUUCAACAACAUGUCCUACUUUGCUCUGGGGUCCGGGAAGACCAUCAUGCUCAACACGACGCUGCUCAAUGCCGGAGACGACGCCUUCCUGCCCAAGAUGCGCCUCCGAUUCCCCAGUAGUCUGCACUACAUUAAAGUGCUGGACGCUGAGGAGAAAUAUGUCAGCUGUGACAUUGUGGAGGAAAACAAAACCACCAUUGGACUGGACUGCAGCGUGGGCAAUCUGUACCUCGCAGCGCUGGCAAAGAUCAACAUCAGCUUUCUGCUGGACGUGAACCAGAGCAGUCCAGAUAAUCUGACCAUCAGUAUCCACAUGGCAAGUGAUAAUUAUGAGAAUGAGGACCUUCUGUAUGACAACACUGCAGCCCUUUCAUUACCUGUGAAAUAUGGCGUCGCCCUUGCAGUUCAUGGUUUUGUGUCUCCCACAUCAUUUGUAUUUGGGGAGCAACAACCCAUACCAGUUGAGUGCUACACAGAGAGGUUAAAUUACACAUAUAAGGUUGUAAACCUUGGUCCAAGUAAAUCUGUCAAAACAAAACUGGAAAUUGAUAUUCCUCAAUCCUUAACCCCAUAUGACCACCGGUUAAUGAAGAUUUCUGAGGUUCAGACAUCAGCUGGAGACUGCUUUGUGAGGAAUGACACACUUUGGACAACCACUGACUGUGAUGUCCCCAAAUCUUCAUUCCUCUACGAACUAGUUUUCUUCUUCUCAAAAGUCAGCAAACGCAGAAUGUACUGCUCCAGAGGGGACAGCCUGUGUAUGACGGUGGAGUGUAACCUUGGAGACAUGGAGAUUGGGAAGGAGGUGACCGUUCAGAUGGAGGUGGAGCUGAACCCCACUGUUCUCCAGAUCAUGCCUGGAAGACAAGGAGUGAUGCUGUUGGAAAGCCUGAGCAUGGUCUCCUCUCCGAAGACAGACCCCAAUACCUAUUUGCUGCAAGACCCCAUCUCUGCUUCGGUGCUGGUGGAGGCCCAUCAUAACCAGAAGCCAAAUGUGUACGUGGGCGUCUUCAUCAUCGUGCUGAGUCUCAUCAUUGGCCUGCUCAUCCUGGCCAUGCUCAUACUGAUGCUAUGGAAGGCUGGAUUCUUCAAGAGGAGUUUGAAGGAGAAGCAGGAGGAGUUCCGGAGGGACAGUUGGGACUACGUGCCAAAAAACACCAAAAGCGAGAGUUCGUCUUAAUCGAGAGGCGACGUCCUACACCACGAAUAAGACUUCCAAAACCACGUGGAAACGACUAGGAGAGACAAGGGAAACAACACGGACUGGUGCUCCAUUCUGACAAUAGCCCAGAAGCAUGGAGGCAAAGAUACCACUCAUAUGAUUGGUAAAUGGUCUAAUAAUUGUGCCAAAAAUGCAUCUCCUAAUUGAGUCCUGGCAAGUGAAAACGAAUUGGAGAUCUCUGUCAGUGCGAAUGACAAAAUGCACUUUAGCGCUGGAACGGCUGAGUUGGACUGAGUGGCGCUGGCUGUUCUGGAGGUGCGAGAUGAGCGUCCCGCUUGCCAACAGUGCAUUCCUCUCCUCCUUCCAGCAUUUUCCGUUUUACUAUUUGAACAUGAAGGGCUAUUCACUCGUACCUGCUGUAAAAGACUAUUUUUUUUUCUUUUUUUUUUAAAUGCACUGUUAAAAAUGUCAACCAUGUCCAUCACCCCCUCCCAUAACCAUUUAACAAAUCGCUCACUUACUUCCAAGUAAAGCAAAGAAAGAUGUCUUCACACCUAUGAGCACACACACACACAGACACACACACACACACAGUAUAUGAAACAACCUGCACGAUGCACAUGUGAAAAACUGCUGAAGCAGGGCUUGAUCUGAAACCACCACCACUUCCUGUUGUGUCGAGGUUCCUCUGGUUAAUGGAAUACACCACUCUACACUGCAUGGAUGCCACACAGCCGAGGCUGCUGCUUUGCAUCGCUGGGACGCUGGUGACCGAGGAGGCUGCAGCGCAGCGUUGAUAGUGGCACGGGCUGCCACAGCGGAGAUGUGGCCAGCAGGGGCGACAUACGCCAUCACACAGCACAACUCUCCCCUCAUGCAAUAUGGGGACACAGGCGCCGUUGAGGACGUCGAAAACACACACA